Molecule: messenger RNA, 502 nt
Organism: Vanessa atalanta (red admiral)
Lineage: Eukaryota; Metazoa; Arthropoda; Insecta; Lepidoptera; Nymphalidae
Exons: 1
Coding region: 55-447 (130 amino acids)
Source: RefSeq, a predicted model, not a curated record
UCAGGUGUGUAAUAUUGUCUCAUCUCGCAAUAUUCUAAAGUCCUUUAUUACAAAAUGGGCUACAGUGCACAAGAAAAAUCUGUUGUUGAUUUCUGUGAAAGUAAAAGUGAAUCUCUCUCUAACUGGGUCCGCAAAGUUAAAUGUAAGUCAUUAAAUGCCAAGACAAAGAGAAAGCGUGACCUGAGAAUAAUCGCUAUUUUAAGCCAUUCGUUAUCCCGUGCUGAAAGUGAACUAUUAACCAAACAAAGAGAACGUGCUAGAAGGUGGGCUCAAAUGCAAGCAGACCUCGGAUUAAAUAACAAAGAAGAAGAAGUGGCGAAGCAGCAACGUGAAAAAAUCAAUAAUUUCUGGAAGAAUGAUCUCAGCGGCCUUGAUAAUUUUUUCAAAGAAUUAGACAAUGUUAAACCAAUUAUGAAUCAACAAAUAUGUGUUACUCAAGUAGGAUAAUUAGGUAAAGUAAAAUUGUAACUGAAUCUGUGAUAUAUGUAGGAUGUUUUCUAAA